Thrips palmi is the source of this 2521-nucleotide messenger RNA. Its product is annotated as laccase-4-like. Bases 250 to 2235 code for a protein of 661 amino acids. The transcript has 10 exons. Gene Ontology annotation, molecular function: oxidoreductase activity; copper ion binding. NCBI's taxonomy places the organism in Eukaryota, Metazoa, Arthropoda, Insecta, Thysanoptera, Thripidae. The record is from RefSeq and is a predicted model, not a curated record. Gene Ontology annotation, biological process: iron ion transport. Gene Ontology annotation, cellular component: plasma membrane.
CGGGGGAUCACGGAGUCAUUGCGAUUCCUGCCCAUCCCAUCCCGUCGUUCCGAAAAUCCGGAGGCAAUAAGGACGGCUUCAUAAUCCAGAUAAUUUUGCUACCACUUGAUACUGGGCUAUAAAGUUUACCUGAUCUAAGGAGACAUGACGGGCUGAGGCUGUUGCCGCCUGUUGCCAUUCAAUGGCAUUGCUGGCAUUGCCGAAGCGCGAAGCGACACACGACGGAGCGCCGCCAUCGCGUUCGGCAACAUGUGGACUCGCACCGCCCUGUGUUCCCUGUGUGUGCUCGCCCUGGGCAUCGGGACGCAAACCCAGGCCAAGCUCAGGACCAUGGAGUUGGAGAGGACUGUGGACUUCGGCCAGGAUGUAGGCGGCAGCAGCCACCCGUGCUACCGGCCGUGCGGCGAGCCCAUGCAGUGCAACUACACCAUGACGCUGUCGCUCUACUCCACCUGGAGCAUGCACUGCGGGGACUGCCCGCGCACCAAGAGCCACUGCAGCCUGCCCGGCUGCAUCACGGCGGGGGGCACCGACCGCGUCGUGUACGCCGCCAACCUCAUGGUGCCCGGGCCCGCCGUUCACGUGUGCGAGGGCGACACGGUGCGCGUCCGCGUGGAGAACGCCUACCCCAACGAGGGCGUGACGCUGCACUGGCACGGCGUGUGGAUGCGCAGCACGCCCCACAUGGACGGCGUGCCCUACAUCUCGCAGUGCCCCAUACAGCCCAGCAACGUGUUCGAGUACAUGUUCAGGGCCUACCCCGCCGGCACGCACAUAUGGCACGCGCACAUCGGCUUCCUGGAGACGGACGGGCUGUUCGGGUCGCUGGUGGUGCGCGAGCGGCGCAGCGCCGACCCCCACGCCGACCUGUACGACGAGGACCUCGCCGAGCACGCGCUCAUGGUGUGGCACUGGUACCCGCACCGCAGCGACGAGUACCUGCCGCUGCGCCUGCACCGCAACGAGAGCGUCAGCGGCGCCGGCCUGCUCGUCAACGGCAAGGGCGUCAUCCAGGACGUCGGCGGCGUGCGGGGCCUGGACGCGCCCCACGAGGAGAUCCGCGUGCAGCAGGGCAAGCGCUACCGCCUGCGCUUGGCGUUCAACAGCGCCAUCUACUGCCCCGUCCACCUGUCCAUCGACAACCACACCAUGACCGCCAUCGCCAGUGACGGCGGCGACAUCAAGCCGGUGCAAGUGGACAGCCUGAUGCUGAACGCGGGCGAGCGCUGGGACGUGGUGGUGGCCGCGGACCAGCCCGUCGACCAGUACUGGGUGCGCAUGCAGGCGCUGGGCGACUGCGGCGCGGCCAAGGGACGCGUGUUCCAGCAGGCAGCCCUGGUGUACGAGGGCAGCAACGCGGCCAAGCCCGCGGGCCAGCGGCCCAACUACGAGAGCAGCGGCCGCGUGGGAAAGCUGCUGAACCCCAUGCAAGUGGUGGCUACGGACUAUUCCCAGUACGAGUUGGUGCAUUUGAUGGACCUGGAGAACGUGGAGCCUUCCGUCCACGGCGACAUCUCCGGCCCCGCGGACCACAUCCUGUACAUGACCCUCGACUUCAAGUUCUACGACGAGCUGGCGGCGCCGGGGCCAUACCCGCAGAACAACGCCGUCACCUUUGAGUUCCCCGCGGUGCCGAUGAUCCUGGAGCGCUACGAGAAGGACCCCGACCGCUUCCUGUGCACCGCGGCCACCGCCCACGAGCACUGCAUCGACACGUACUGCAGCUGCCCGCUGCGGGAGAUCCUGCCGUUGGGCGCGCUCGUCGAGAUCGUCCUCGUGGAUGAGACCACGGACCGCGCCCAGGACCACCCGUACCACAUCCACGGCACCAACUUCCACGUGGUGGCGGCGGGCUCGGUGGGCGCCAGCGUGUCCAUGGCGGAGGUGCGGCGCCGCAACGAGAGGGGCGACAUCGCCAAGCGCCUGGACGCCACGGCGCCGCUCAAGGACACCGUGUCCGUGCCCAGCCAGGGCUACACCGUGCUGCGCUUCCGCACCAAGAACCCUGGGUUCUGGUUCUUCCACUGCCACGUGAGCAACCACGUGCACCUGGGCAUGGGGCUGGUGCUGCAGGUGGGCAACCACUCCGACAUGCCGGCAGUGCCGCACAACUUCCCCCGCUGCGGGAACUACGUCUUCGACCCCGAGGUCCCCGACGACUCCGGGUCCAGCAGUGCGGUGCCGUCCUGGACGGCAGCGCUGGUCCUAGCAGUGGUGGCGCGCUGCCUAGUGUAGACCCUGUGCGGGGGCAGAGCGUGCAGCUCGCUCCUCUCAAGCCAGGCUGCAGGCUGACCCGCAAGAGGCGUCUCUUCCGCACUCUGGGGGAGUCUCGUUGGGGCGCGAGAGAGCCAGACAGAGCCGGGCAUGUGCUGUGCAGUCCCUGUGCUUGGAGCUGCGUGCUGCACCAUGAGCGCAGCGCGGUUCAACGGUGUCAGAAAUCUCAAUGUCGAAAUAAUACAUUAUGCUUGUAGAGAACCAGAAAUAUAGUGCUUUAUUUAAAUAAAAACAUGUACAAACCACA